UUUCGCACACAAGUCGCUGUUUCUUCAACGUGCUCGCGUUAAUUGACGAAUCACAUCGCGCACUUGAUCAUAUUGGAGAACAAUUAGGACUGAUGAAUAAAUUUAUAUUGAUCUUCAAGGUCGUGGUCAUCGCAAGGUCCGAUCCACAUUCGCCGGCCAAGUUGGUGGAUUUGAAGUGAACUCCAUUGCAUACACGCUCGUUGUUCCUGACCCGUCGUGCGUACAUCCCUUUUUUGUGGGAACAUGAACAUCGUGGUGUUCUUUGAACUCGUGGGAAACGAGAGCCUCUACCGCGCGCUGCCUAAAGCGAAUCCGCGCGUGGACGCGCACAUCGUCACCAUUCUCUCGAGACUAUCGACUCUUCGUGAGAACAACAUCGAAGUAAUGGACAGAAAAGCACCCAUGUCGAUCGAGGCUCGAAGUUUGGAACUGUGGAGAGCGGUCGCCGUCGAGUGUCUGGCCACCUUCCUCUUCGCCCUGGUGGUAGCCGGCGCCGCAGCUGCCUCCGCUGUGUCCGGAAGCGGACUCUCGGUAUUAGCCACCGCCGUCGCUUCCGGCUUCACCAUCGCCGCAAUAUCUCUGAUUUUCAGUCACAUAAGCGGUGGACACGUGAAUCCAGCGGUCUCGGUAUCGUUCGCUUUGUGCAGACGGAUUUCUCCACUUCGAGCGGUGCUCUAUAUAGCGGCACAAUGCGGUGGUGGCAUAGCUGGCGCGGCGAUGCUUUACGGAGUGAGUACGCCUUCAAAUACGCAAACCCUUACAUCCUCUGGUCGGCUGGGAGGUUCAAUCGAGAGGCUCUUGGUCGAGAUAGCACUGUCGGUAUUUAUUGUGCUAGCCCACUUAUCUGCGGACUCAUCUAGAUCACUACCUCCUGCGAUUUCUUCGAGAGCUUCCGCAGUUUUGGCCGCAGCUUACACAGCAGCCACUCUUGUUUCGAGUCCUUUCCUGAAUCCAGCGCGCGCGUUGGGCCCGGCCUUCGUGAUGAAUCGCUGGGACAAUCAUUGGGUCUACUGGGUAGGUCCUCUGUCGGGAGGCGCAGUUGCGGCUUUGCUUCACGAGUACGUUCUGAGUCCUAAACGAACAAAGGACUCGCGAGAGAUGGACGACGGUGACAACUCGUCUAUGAGAUCCGACGAGGACACGUACGAUGAUUUGGACAAACCCACCGGUCCCAAAUUUCCCGGUGCUUACGCGACCUAUCGUCCGGUCGCCGGCGCGUCGUCCUCGAUUUACAGCGCGCCGCCGUCAGCGUUGGAGCGCGUCGAGUCGAUCUACGGCGGCACGAAGUCGCUCUACUGCAAAUCGCCGCCGUUGACACGCGCCAAUCUGAAUCGUUCGCAGAGCGUUUACGCGAAAUCGACGUCGGGUCCGCGCGACGGUCUGAUAAUUCCGAAACCGGGCCCGUUGCUGCCCGCGCAGAGCCUCUAUCCCAUCAGACUUGGUCAGAACGGCUGUCAGAACGGUAAUCGCGAGAACCAAACGAUCGGCGGCCUGGGCGGUCCGCCGAAUCAGUCGUCGCAGAAUCACAACAGCACCAAUCAAAAUAUGCAGAAUCAACUUCAACAAUGCACGCAGAGCAUCUACGGCAUCCGCGGGAUCUCCACGAGUCUCAGCACCCGAGAAAACGGUAUCUACGGCGUAUCCACUGGUUCCAGCGUCUACGGACGCGCACCGGCGCCUCCACCAGGUAGUCAGAACUCUCAGCAGUCCGUUCAGAACGGUCAGUCCUCGAUGCAGAAUCAUCCGCCGCCGCCACCACCGCCGCAACAGCAGCAGCAACAGCAGCAGCAGCAACAACAACAGCAACAGCAGCCGCAGCAGCAGCCGCAACAUCAAAACGGACCGUUGUCCAGCAAUUCCGAUAACGGUGCGAGUUCAAGACGACCCGAGAGCAUGUACGGUCACGUGUCGCGACGCAGCGACGAUUCCGCGUACGGCAGCUAUCAGAGUUCUACCCGAGGUAAUUACGGCAAGGUAUCGGGACCGCCGAACGGACCGCCCCAGUAUCGCGAUCAGGGAAGACCGAGUCCGGCCGGGCCUCUUCAGCAAACUCAGAGCGCGCAGAGUAAUUUCCAAAGAAACUCGCCGAAUCCUCAGUAUUGACUAUAACUUAUAGAAAGUCAAUGAAAAACCAAACAUUUGUGAUCCGUGUGAUCGUCGUAUUAUAUCGCCUAUGCACAUCGAUGAGAACGAAAUAGAAUGUCAAUCAAUAAGUUAAAAAUCUUAUAUUUCAGUUGUGCGUGUGUGUGUGUGUGUGUGUGUGUGUGUGUGAGAGAGAAAGAGAGAGAGAGAGAGACUUUCUUUGUCCCGAAUGCGAGCUUGUAUAUUUAGUCAGAAUGUCAUCACCAAGAUAUUCGCAAUGGCCAGUUCUCUGGAAUACAUUUUUGUAUUUAAGAAUCUUCUAUACUUUCUUUAGCGAAACUUGAUUAAGACACUAGCGAAGUAAGGUGAUUAAUUGCGAUUGAAAUUAAUUAAAUUAUUGUUUUUUUUUUUGUGGCUUUCAUUUGCUGCUUGCAAGCAAACUUUUAUACUUAAGAGUAGAUACGUGUACAUAUGAUUGUAAUAUCGUCCGCAGUAGACAUGAAACAUGCCUUGUGUAUUGUGUGUUUCUGCACGAUGUAGUACAGGGCAGCGGCGUAAACGCCUUUAACACGAGGUUACACCGACUGUAACUGCCUCAGUUUUAAAUACCUUAGCCACGAAACUGUGUGAACUUUUUUAUUACGCGAAGGAGAUUUCACGCCGUAAUUCACUGCCGUAAAUUGAACCGCGACUUGAUCGAGGAAUUUCAAAGUACUCUUUUAUAUAAUUAAUAUUUUAUGAACUUUUUUAAAUGUUUUUUUUUGUAAAAGACGACGUAGUUAUCGGAUGUAGCGGAGAAGAAGCGUAGAAAAGUGUGUCAAGAUGUUAAACUAGAAACUUUUUUUUAUCAAUAAGAAAUUAAGUUAUUUUUUAAUGUAAAAUUGAAAUGCAUAUAACUUAAUUACUCUGUAUCAUUAAGUUUUCAGAGAGUUUGUAGAAAAUUUCGUCGAGAGACUCGUCAAGAAGUGACGAUAAAUGAAUUUGUACAAGAUGUGAAACUUUCGCAAAACCGCUAAGAAGAACAUGAUAUAUAAAUGUUUUGUAUAUAUAUAUACGUUAUGUGUGUAUUUAUUAAUGCGUAUUAUAAUAUAAACGUACUUGUAUAAGUUUGAUCAUUGUUAUACAUUCGCAAAUGUAUGCGCACCGGGGCCGUGUCGUUGAAUCGUGCGCAACACGUGUUUUACUUUUUUUUUUAAAUUAAAAAAAUAAAUCGAUUGUGUAUCACCCGCCCUGUAUAUAAAUGUAGUAGGUAUGUAAACAAAAAUGACAAUAAA
Pseudomyrmex gracilis is the source of this 3356-nucleotide messenger RNA. RefSeq names its product neurogenic protein big brain (gene bib). NCBI's taxonomy places the organism in Eukaryota, Metazoa, Arthropoda, Insecta, Hymenoptera, Formicidae. The transcript is spliced from 5 exons. Bases 244 to 2103 code for a protein of 619 amino acids. Gene Ontology annotation, biological process: transmembrane transport. The record is from RefSeq and is a predicted model, not a curated record. Gene Ontology annotation, cellular component: plasma membrane. Gene Ontology annotation, molecular function: water channel activity.